Messenger RNA from Oreochromis niloticus (Nile tilapia), 6156 nucleotides. It is a transcript of the gene si, whose product is annotated as sucrase-isomaltase. Gene Ontology annotation, biological process: carbohydrate metabolic process. Gene Ontology annotation, molecular function: carbohydrate binding; alpha-1,4-glucosidase activity. Lineage: Eukaryota; Metazoa; Chordata; Actinopteri; Cichliformes; Cichlidae. The record is from RefSeq and is a predicted model, not a curated record. The transcript is spliced from 48 exons. Bases 312 to 5756 code for a protein of 1814 amino acids.
AGUUAAACUAUAACCAUACAAGCAUAAACAUGCAGACACACCCAUGCAGACUCAGUGAACGUGAUAAACGAAUGAUUUUAACACCCUGAUGAGGGGAUUUUGGGUUGCACUUCUUCUUUUAAACAGUAGAUGGUUUUCAGGCACACGUACACAGCAGAGACACACCCCUACAAACACGCAACCAUUCAUGGAACAGUAAGGGGGGCUGAGCCUCCAUGUCCAUGUGCAACACUUCCACAUCCUGUGGACUGAAAAGCUGCUAUCUCUCUUGAACGGGGAGCACUUUGCCCCAACCUCCAAAGAGAGCCAAGAUGGUGAAAAAACACUUCUCAAAGUUGGAGGUGAUGUUAAUGGUGAUGUUUGUGAUUAUGACUGUGAUAUCAAUCGCAUUCAUAGUUCUGUUUGCCACGGGACAAUCUGGUGUGAAAGAAGAAAUUACAGAUACAUUUGUUCCAACAUGUCCCAGCAUGCCUCUGGGUGAGAGAGUAGAUUGCUUCCCUGAUUCUGGAGGUUCACAGGAGAAAUGUCAGGAACGUGGAUGUUGUUGGAGUCCACGAGAUGAGAGUAAUGUUCCCUGGUGUUUCUUCCCCACCAACUAUGGAUAUACUGUGGAAUCACAGGAGACACCAAACUCUUAUGCUAUCAAGGCAAAACUGACAAGAAUGGAAUCUCCAUCUUUAUUUGGUCAACACAUAAAAGAACUGGCAAUUGAUGCAGAAAUGCAGACAAAGAAUCGACUCAGAUUUAAGAUCUAUGAUCCCAACAAUAAGAGGUUUGAGGUCCCCCAUGAGCACAUCCUCAGCCUCAAACCUACCCCAUCCAGUCCCAUCAACAACACACUGCAAAUCACACAGAAACCCUUUGGCCUUACUGUACGCAGAGAGGAGAACCAAAAAGUUGUGUUUGACACUAGAAUGGCUCCAAUUGUGUUUGAAGACCAGUACAUACAGCUGUCUGCUAAGCUCCCAUCCCAUAAUAUUUAUGGCCUGGGGGAGCAUGUCCAUAGGCAAUAUCGCCAUGACACAAACUGGAGAACCUGGCCAAUUUUCACAAGAGAUUCUUUUCCUAAUGGGGGAACACAUAACCUCUAUGGACACUAUCCCUUUUUCCUCUGUCUGGAAGAUGAGAGUGGGAAGUCAUUUGGGGUCUUUCUCCUGAACAGCAAUGCUAUGGACGUGACACUGCAGCCCGCCCCAGCUGUGACCUACAGGACAAUUGGAGGGGUGCUUGACUUCUACAUUUUCUUUGGUGACACACCAGAGCAAGUGGUGCAUGAAUUCCUCGAGCUCAUUGGCAAGCCUGUCAUUCCUGCCUACUGGUCACUGGGAUUCCAGCUUUCUCGGUGGAACUACGGCAACCUCAGUAUAGUCAAGGAAACAGUGGAGAGGAACCGUGCUGUGGAUCUUCCAUAUGACAUUCAAUAUACUGACAUAGACUACAUGGAGGAUAAAAAAGAUUUCACCUAUGACAAGGUUAAGUUUGCAGAACUUCCACAGUUUGCUGAAUACCUCCAUGAGAAGGGGCAGAGAUAUAUCCUUAUCCUGGAUCCAGCAAUAGCCACCAGUAAGAGGGUCGGGGAUGCUCCGUAUGAGUCCUAUGACCGUGGAACUGCGAAGAAUGCUUGGGUCACUGAAUCAGAUGGAGUAACUCCUCUAAUAGGAGAGGUGUGGCCAGGAGAGGCUGUAUUUCCAGAUUACACCAGCCAAGCCUGCAUAGAUUGGUGGGUGGAUGAGUAUGAGCGAUUCUACAGGGAGGUCAAACAUGAUGCACUUUGGAUUGACAUGAAUGAGGUCUCUAAUUUCAAGCAAGGAUCAGCAAAGGGCUGUGCUUCAAACAACCUAAACUACCCUCCAUUCAUUCCAAACAUUCUUGACAACUUGAUGUACAGUAAGACUCUGUGUAUGGAUGCCAAGCAGUCUUGGGGAAACCAUUAUGAUGUCCACAGUCUGUACGCCUACUCUAUGGUGCUGGCUAGUGAAAAAGCUCUGCAGCGUGUUUUUGGAGCAAACCGUAGCCUGUUGCUGACCCGCUCCUCCUUUCCAGGUGUGGGAAAAUAUUCAGGUCACUGGCUGGGGGACAAUGGUGCCAAUUGGAAUGACAUAAAAUGGGCUAUCCCUGGCAUGCUAGAGUUUGGCCUCUUUGGAAUACCCUAUAUUGGAGCUGACGUCUGUGGUUUCUUUGAUGACUCCACUGAAGAGUUGUGUCGUCGCUGGAUGCAGGUCGGGGCUUUCUACCCCUUCAGUCGGAACCACAAUGCUGAGGGCUACAAGCCUCAGGAUCCAGCUGCAUAUGGUGCUGACUCAGCACUGGUCCGGAGUUCAAAACAUUACCUGAAUAUACGUUAUACACUUCUGCCUUACCUCUACACGCUAUUCUACAAAGCCCACACUGCAGGAGAGACUGUUGUACGUCCUGUUGUGCAUGAGUUCUAUUCUGACAGCGAAACCUGGACUAUAGAUCGCCAGUUCCUCUGGGGAAAAUACCUGCUCAUCACACCUGUAUUGGAUCCAGGUGUGGAUAAGGUGUCGGCAUAUCUACCUGAUGCUCGGUGGUACGACUACGAGACGAUGGAACAAGUGGCAGACCGCAAAAGGCAUGUUGAAAUGUAUCUACCAGGAGAGAAGCUUGGAUUACACAUCAGGGGUGGAGCAAUCCUCCCAACACAGAAGCCUAAUGUCACCACAACAUACAGUCGGCGUAAUCCCAUGGGUUUGAUCAUUGCUCUUGAUGACUACGACAGCGCAGCUGGAGAGCUAUUUUGGGAUGACGGUGAUUCCCGAGACACAGUUGAGAAUAGCAACUACAUCCACUACAAGUUCACUGUUACCCAGGGAACACUGACGAUGCAGGUGACCAACAAUGGUUACAGUGACCCAAACAACCUUAAGUUUGACAACAUUAUUAUCCUUGGGGUACCUACUGUUCCCGCAUCCGUCUCUGUGACUCAUGUUAAUGCUACAAACACUACGACAAUAUUAGAUAACAACAACAUAGACUACAAUGGAGCCAAGAAGGUGCUGACCCUGCAGAAGCUUGACUUGAUCUUGGGGGAGACCUAUGUGGUGGAGUGGGAAGUACUACGUAUUAACUGUCAUCCAGAGGACAAUGUGGAUCAGGCUAAGUGCGAGGCCAGAGGCUGUAUCUGGGAUCCAAUUUCCAUUGAAGGUGCCCCAAAUUGCAUCUAUCCAGAAGACUAUGGUUACAAUGUCACAUCAUUAAAGGAAAGUAAUGAGGGGAUGACAAUUGAUAUCAUUCGGAACGCGAAGUACAGGAGCAGUGGUCGCCCACAGUCCCGUGAUAUUGACACACUACGUGUUGACAUUAAAUAUCACAGCAGUGACAUGCUGCAAUUCAAGAUCUAUGACCCAAAUAAUAAUCGCUAUGAGGUGCCAGUGGAGUUGUCGGUUCCUACAACUCCUGAGACUGAUGAGGACAAAAGGCUUUACAGGGUCGCUAUUGUCCAGCACCCAUUCGGCAUCCAGAUUAUUAGGAAAAGCACCGGGACCAUAAUUUGGGAUUCAUCUGUGCCAGGUUUUACCUUCUCAGACAUGUUCAUCCAAGUGACAACUAAACUGCCAUCUCAAUAUGUUUAUGGUUUUGGGGAAACAGAGCAUAAAACUUAUAAGCACAAUCUAAACUAUCAUACCUGGGGUAUGUUCUCCAAGGACCAGCCUCCUGGUUACAAGAUGAAUUGCUAUGGAGUCCAUCCCUUCUAUAUGGGCCUUGAGAAUACAGAUGAUGCUCACGGUGUGCUGCUGCUAAACAGCAAUGCUAUGGAUGUGACUUUACUGCCUAGUCCAGCCUUAACCUACCGAACUCUGGGAGGCAUCCUGGAUUUCUACGUGGUCAUGGGUCCUACACCUGAGAUGGUGGUGCAGGAGUACACUCUAUUGAUUGGACGACCUGUUCUACCUGCCUAUUGGUCCCUUGGGUUCCAACUCUGUCGCUAUGGUUACACGAAUGACAAGGAAAUAGAAACGCUAUACACAGAAAUGAGGACAGCUGGUAUCCCCUAUGAUGUACAGUAUGCAGACAUUGACUACAUGGAGCGUCAGCUUGACUUUGUCCUGGACAAAGAGUUCCAAGGACUGCCUGCCCUGGUUGAUAGCAUGAGAAACGAGGGGAUGAGGUUCAUCUUCAUUCUGGAUCCCGCCAUCUCAGGUAAUGAGACCCAGCCCUACCCAGCUUUUGAAAGAGGGAUAGCAGCGGAUGUUUUCAUCAAAUGGCCCCAAACCAUCAGUGAUGAAAUUGUGUGGGGGAAGGUGUGGCCUGAUUAUCCCAAUGUCACUGUAGAUGAAAGUCUGGACUGGGAUACCCAAGUAGAGCUCUAUAGGUCAUACACCACAUUUCCAGACUUUUUCCGUAACCAAACGGCAGAUUGGUGGCACACAGAAAUCAAAGAUUUCUAUGAGAAUACCAUGAAGUUUGAUGGCAUUUGGAUUGACAUGAAUGAGCCUGCAAGUUUUGUCCAUGGCACAGUUGGAGGAAAGUGUCUUGGUGAUCCACUCCUGGAAAACCCACCAUAUAUGCCACCCUUGGAGUCAAAACAUCUUGGCUUAAACCAUAAGACUCUGUGCAUGAACAGUGAACAGAUACUCAGCGAUGGAACAAGAGUCAGACACUAUGAUGUCCAUAGCCUCUACGGCUGGUCCCACUCCAAGCCUACCUAUGAUGCCCUUCUGGAUGUGACAGGUAAAAGAGGCAUAGUGGUCACCAGGUCCACCUACCCCUCUAGUGGAAAAUGGGUUGGACACUGGCUUGGAGACAACUAUUCUGGUUGGGAUCAGCUUUAUAAAUCCAUUAUAGGUAUGAUGGAGUUCAGUCUGUUUGGCAUCUCUUACACCGGGGCAGACAUAUGUGGGUUCUUUAAUCCAGCUGAAUAUGAGAUGUGUCUUCGUUGGUCACACCUGGGUGCCUUCUAUCCGUACUCACGCAACCACAAUGGCAAGGGUAACCCGAGGCAAGAUCCUGUUGCUUGGGAUGCGGAAUUUGCCAGUGCAACCCGGGACGUUCUGAACAUCCGUUACACCCUCCUGCCCUAUCUGUACACUCUGAUGUUUGAGGCACAUACGAAAGGAAGCACAGUGAUCAGACCACUUUUACACGAGUUUGUGGAUGAUAAAACUACAUGGGAAAUCUACAGACAGUUCCUGUGGGGACCUGCCCUGCUCAUCAGCCCUGCACUGGACCCUGGAGUCACAACUGUGAGAGGAUAUAUUCCUAAAGGCCGCUGGUAUGACUUUCACACUGCCAAAGAUGUUGGAGUGAGUGGCGCAAUGUUUGACAUGCCAACACCCUUGAAUCAUAUUAACCUUCACGUCAGAGGAGGAUAUAUCUUACCCUGGCAGAAACCAGAGAACACUACAUAUUACAGUCGGAAGAAUCCUUUAGGACUGAUCGUUGCCCUGAAUGACACUGGAACUGCCAAGGGAUCAUUCUUCUGGGACGAUGGUGAAGGAAUAGACACAGUGGAGAACAACAAAUAUCUUCAUAUCACAUUUUCAGUGGAGUCGAACACCUUGACCAAUGACGUGGCAUUAAAUGGCCUGGAUGCUGCAGAUUAUUUGAAGCUGGGUGUGGUGAGGAUUUGGGGCGUGGGACCUGAGAUCACAGAGGUUUCCAUAACUACAAAUACAGAGACUUACCCACUAACCCCACAGCACAACCUUGAAUCACAGGAGCUGACCGUAGAUAUUACUGAUCUGAAUGUGAAUGUGCAUCAGAAUUUUCAGUUAACAUGGAAGACCAAGGCUUGAAGGCAGUAUUUGUGUUCACUUUAAAAAAAUAAGAUAUCUUUAAAUAAGGGUCCAUUAAUUUAAACAAAGAUGUGAAGAAUACAUAUUGUUUUUGAACAUGAAAUGUGAAACCUCAAUGCCUCCCAUCAACCUAUAAAACUGAAUAACGUUUUCCUUUUUACCAUUACACUCUGCCUUUAAAAUAAAUGUUUGAUUUACUCUAAAUAACUUCAGAACUUUAUUGUCAUUCAAUAUCCCAAAAUGUGUGAUACCAUAGAAAAAAUAAUGACUGCCAAUCAUGUCUAUGGUAGGAAUGUUUUUUCUUGCAAUCAUGUAUACAGGAUCCAACUGCAAUGAACUGCAUCAUAUGCAUGUCUGUUACUGCAAAUAAGAUAUGAAUAAAUCAGUGAAUUAAAAAAUG